Ruditapes philippinarum (Manila clam) is the source of this 1234-nucleotide messenger RNA. Its product is annotated as trichohyalin-like. The record is from RefSeq and is a predicted model, not a curated record. Gene Ontology annotation, cellular component: chromatin; nucleoplasm. Gene Ontology annotation, molecular function: zinc ion binding; ubiquitin-protein transferase activity. Gene Ontology annotation, biological process: positive regulation of DNA-templated transcription. NCBI's taxonomy places the organism in Eukaryota, Metazoa, Mollusca, Bivalvia, Venerida, Veneridae.
CUUAUCGAAACCGAAAGUAGGUGGAUUGGGAAGUUUUAUACAAAUGACCUUCGAUUAUCUGUCAACGUCAGUUAAAUUCUUAAGACUAAUCGCUUUUUUAUUGAUUUGUUUUAUUGACUUUUCAGUGUGAUAUCGUUAAUACAAUGGAGGGUUCUGACGAAUUUCGUGAAAUCUUCUGUGAGCCUUGUGGAAAAGCUCAACAGAAAACAACAGCAGAAGGGUUUUGUGUUGGCUGUUCUGAAUACUUAUGCGGACAGUGUUUUAAUCAUCACAAGCGUUUUAAACAAUUUGAGCAACAUGUUCUACAAGAUAAAAACAGCAUGCCUUUGGAUCCAAAACAUACUGUAUCGAAAUAUGUUUGUACAUCGAAGUGUCAUGUUCACGCGGAUAAAGUAACAGAAUAUAUUUGUAAGACCUGUGAUAAGAUCGGAUGUAACGUUUGCAUGACGGUAGACCAUCGAUCAUGUGAUGGUGUCAGGUAUAUCCCGGACGAAGUGAAGAAAUCUGAUACAUCUGUAGAAAUACAAGAAUUUGCGAAAAUGAUAGAUGAUAUGAUUGAAGAGCAAACAAAAUUGUAUGUCAAGAUUGACCAAAAUUUUCAAAUGUCCGAUGAAAUGAACAAAACAGCAUGUAAUGACCUUGAGCGACAAAAAGAUCAGAUUGUCACCUUCUUCGAAAAACUUUAUGAUAAAAUAAAAACCGAAAUUGUUGGAAAACAGGACGCAGAUAAAAAAGUAUUUAAAACGUUGUUGAAAGAAGUGAGUAUUAUGCAAACAAAAUUGACAAAUCGGAAAGCAAGAUUACAAACAUUAGAACAAGGUCAUCAAAUCUGUGAAGCUUUUAUUUUCAUGAAAUACACGCAAGCAGCAAUGGGAAGGAUGUCAAGUAACAUGAAGGAACUUUCAGAAAAUGGAAAGGAAAAAACAGCUAGAUACGAGCGAUCUUUAGAUGUCGAAGAACUGAAAGAAGAUAUCAAAUGUUUAGGACGUUUGUUAACUGGAGAAACAGACCAGAUAAGACAAAUCGAGUCGGUAAAGAAAAAGAUGGAGAAAGAACUCCAUAUAAUACGCCGUGAAAAAGAGGAUCUGAAGGACGUUCUAGAUAGAACGAAUGCAAUAGCUGAAGGCCUUAAGAAAAAUGUUACUGAUUUACAGUCACGUGUACAAAAGGAAGAACAAAACAACAAACUCCUGAAAACUGAGAAAGAAAAUCAAAAACUGGACUAUGAAAGCAG